CAAUGGAUGAAAUGUAUACCAAGAAGGAAAGAAGCUAAAAACAAGCGUUCAAAUAUUGAAGAAUUUGACACAUGCAUUGGGCACACGACGCCAUUAAAUUGUAGAAUUAGUUCAUCCUUCAAUUAACCCUCCAUCAGUCGUCCCCAAAAUUCCUACUUUCAGACAGAUGCAGCAAGUGAGCAGUCGUCAUCAGCCUUUAGACCCUUAAUUUAACAUUUUGAUCUUACCUCUACCGAAGAAUUUGACCGUUAAAUCCCUCCGCGUCAACUCAACAGUGAAGCAUGUUUUGUUCAAAAAUCUUUUGAGUUGACUCUUCUUCAAGAAAUUGAGCACAAAGCCAUGAUGGGCAGCUGUGAGGUAAGAGAGAGAGAGAGAGAGAUGAGGGGAAUGGAGGAGAGCAGGCUUCAUGAGGCCGCUCUGAAAGGCAGCGUCGAAUCACUAAAGGAAUUGUUGCAAGAAGAUCCGCUCCUUCUCGAUCGAGUCAUCAUCGACUGCCCCCCGGAGACACCUCUGCACGUGGCCGCAACGCUCGGCCACAUCGAUUUUGCCAAGGAAGUUGUGCGUCGAAAGCCCGAACUCGCCCGGGAAAUCGACUCUGAAGGGCAUUCGCCCCUUCACCUGGCAUCCGCAAAAGGGCACCUCCAACUGGUAAGAGUUUUGUUAUCUGUCGAUCCCGACACAUGCCUCUCCACCGAUCAAGAUGGCAGGACCCCACUUCAUCUUGCAGCCAUGAAAGGCCGAGUUGCAGUCCUCGACGACUUAAUCGAGGUCAACCCCGAGGCCAGUCAAGUCCUGACGGAUCGCGGAGAGACCGUUCUACACCUCUGCGUGAAACACAAUCGUUUUGACGCGCUUAAACUGUUGCUGAAGCGUGAGGAGCCAAUACAGAAAGACGAAUUUCUGAACAGGAAAGAUCAUGACGGCAACACCAUCCUUCAUCUGGCCCUGGCGAAGAAGCAGAUUGAGACCAUCAAAUUUCUGCUAAACAUCAAUGGAAUAAAAGUAAACACCUUCAACGCGAAUGGAUUUACUGCCUUAGAUGUUCUGGUACAAAGCCAGGGAGAUGCAAAAGACAUGGAGAUUGGAGAGUUACUUCGAGGCGCCGGAGGUUUGAGAGGAAAGGAUUUACAACCUUCCACAGAAUAUAAUUGGCUUCCGGAUAAAGUGGGGAUAUCGGCGGUGACACCCACACAGGAAAAGCAGGGAAGCAGUUUCAGGCAGAAGGAUGAGAAGAAGCAUAGGGAUUGGCUGGGAAGGAAAAAGAGUGCUUUGAUGGUGGUGGCAUCACUGAUUGCGACGGUGGCCUUCCAAGCAGGGGUUUCCCCACCAGGUGGUGUUUGGCAAGACGAGCUGGCGACGGAUGCCAACGGCAAUCCUGCGAAAAACCCACACCAUGUGGGAAGGUCAGUAAUGGCAUACGAGAAGAAAAGAGAGUAUGGGCAGUUCAUGAUCUUCAACACAAUAGGCUUCUUGGCAUCUCUCAGUAUAAUACUGCUGCUGGUUAGUGGGCUACCAUUAAAGCGACGGAGAUGGAUGUGGAUUCAAAUGGUGAUAAUGUGGAUAGCAAUCACGGCCAUGGCGGUGACUUACUUCAUUACUCUGGAUGCCAUGACGCCGGACCAUGCCCGGCAUGUCCUCUUUCACGUCAACAGAAUUUCGGUGCUGACAUGGUUGGGAUUGAUGGGGUUUCUUUUCAUAGUUCAUGUGCUCAGAAUGACGACAUGGUCGAUGAGAAAGGUUAAAGAAGUCAAAGAAAAGCGAAGGCAUCCCAAGGGUAGGGAGUCUUUUAGUCGAUUCGAUAAUACGCAUGAAUUUGUUUGAGAGACCAUUUUGAUAAAUUGCCAACCCAAAUGGUCGAACUACUUCCGGUCCAGCCCGAGUCUAACGACAUUAUCAAAAUGAAAAUGAAGGAUGGUUAUUGUUUGAUGUGGAAAUUAUAUUUGUUACAAUUACAAUAUGGUAGUAUGUUAGUCAUUGAGAAAUUAUCUUUAUAGAUAGAUGGAUAGUAUAGGUGACAGCUGGAUGGUUAGCCACAGUUCAUUCACAUAAUUAAGUUUGGGUUUUCAAAAAAAAAGACACUGUUCAUUAUUUUCUACCUUAAAACUGAAUCAUACUAUUCAUUAUUUCUUUUUCUUGAUUUGAAUGUAGAAAAAUGUUUGUAUUARAGUGAAUAUAUGAAA
Molecule: messenger RNA, 2180 nt
Organism: Nelumbo nucifera (sacred lotus)
Lineage: Eukaryota; Viridiplantae; Streptophyta; Magnoliopsida; Proteales; Nelumbonaceae
Product: ankyrin repeat-containing protein BDA1-like
Cellular component (GO): plasma membrane
Molecular function (GO): protein binding
Source: RefSeq, a predicted model, not a curated record